AUCGCUGUGUGUGUCGCCGCUUGCUCGCAAUUGUGCAGAAGACAUGGGGAAGAAGACGAAGAAGCCCGGGAAAGGCAAAGAGAAAACAGAGAGAAAAACUGCGAAAGCAGAGGAGAAGAGAGCUCGCAGAGACACCAAGAAAGCCUCUCCUGAAGACGACAUCGAUGCUAUACUGUUGAGUAUACAAAAAGAGGAAGCCAAGAAGAAGGAAGUCCACAUUGAAGAUAAUGUGCCGGCCCCGUCGCCGCGCUCCAAUUGUUCGCUAAACAUUAAUCCUUUAAAAGAUACAGAAUUGAUACUGUAUGGAGGUGAAUUCUACAAUGGUAACAAGACAUUUGUAUAUGGUGAUCUUUAUCGGUAUGAUGUGGAUAAACAAGAAUGGAAAUUGAUUUCGAGCCCUAAUAGUCCACCUCCUCGUAGUGCGCACCAGGCAGUUGCUUGGAAGAACUACCUCUAUAUUUAUGGUGGCGAGUUUACCUCUCCUAAUCAAGAACGGUUCCAUCACUACAAGGACUUUUGGAUGUUGGACCUGAAAACUAAUCAAUGGGAACAACUAAAUUAUAAAGGAUGUCCAAGCCCACGGUCAGGUCAUCGAAUGGUUUUAUACAAACACAAGAUCAUUAUUUUUGGUGGUUUCUAUGACACUCUAAGAGAAGUGAGGUAUUUUAAUGAUUUGCAUGUAUUUGACCUGGAUCAGUUUAAGUGGCAAGAGAUAAAACCUAGGCCUGGAUGCAUGUGGCCUAGUGCUCGCAGUGGUUUCCAGCUUUUUGUUCAUCAAGAUGAGAUCUUUUUGUAUGGUGGCUAUUCCAAAGAAAUAUCGUCUGACAAAAAUGGCUCUGAGAAAGGAAUUGUCCAUUCAGACAUGUGGUCCCUUGAUCCUAGGACUUGGGAAUGGAACAAGGUAAAGAAGGGUGGGAUGCCCCCUGGUCCUCGAGCUGGAUUUUCUAUGUGUGUCCAUAAAAAACGGACUUUGCUAUUUGGGGGUGUGGUGGAUAUGGAAGUUAAAGGUGAUGUAAUAAUGAGCUUGUUCUUGAAUGAACUUUAUGGCUUCCAGUUAGACACCCAUCGCUGGUAUCCAUUGGAGCUACGGAAGGCAAAGGCAAGGAAAGACAAGGUAAAGAAGACUUUUAAUGAAGAGCACAAUAGUGCUGCUCAUGACAAUAAAAUGAGUCCAAUUGAACCAGAAAAGUGUGCAGCAAGGGAUGGAGAUGAGAAUUUGGAGUACCACGAUGAAGCAGUUGACAUGGAUAGUGACACUGAUGAAAUCUCUCUUCAUAUGGAAAGGAGCAUGGCUGUUGAGGAUGCUGGGUUGACUGACAGAGCUGAUGGAAAGGCUCAUGAAUCUAGUUCGAGGUUGGCUAUGCAAAACUCAGAUUUGCCAGAGGUAGUGAAGCCUUGCGGACGUAUCAAUUCCUGCAUGGUCGUGGGAAGGGAUACAUUAUAUAUCUAUGGUGGCAUGAUGGAAGUUAAAGAUCAAGAAAUCACUCUUGAUGAUUUGUAUAUGCUUAAUCUCAGCAAACUUGACGAAUGGAAGUGCAUCAUACCGGCUUCCGAAUCUGAAUGGAUAGAAGCAUCAGAGGAUGAAGAUGAGGAUGAGGAUGAGGAUGAAGAUGAUAGCGAAGAUGAAGAAUGCAAUAGUGGAGGUGACAGUGAUGAGAGUAAUGAUGAUGACGACGAUGUAGAGACUAGGAAUGGUGGUGCUGGAUUACUUGAAACAGGGGAUGCUGUUGCUAUAAUUAAAGGUGAGGGAAAAAAUCUCCGAAGGAAGGAGAAACGGGCCAGGAUAGAGCAGAUCAGAGCGAGUCUUGGCCUUUCUGAUUCUCAGAGAACGCCUAUGCCUGGAGAAUCCUUGAAGGACUUUUACAAACGUACAAAUCUGUACUGGCAAAUGGCAGCACAUGAACACACUCAGCAUACUGGGAAGGAGCUUCGAAAGGAUGGUUUUGAUCUUGCAGAAGCUCGAUACAAGGAGCUUAAACCAAUCCUUGAUGAGUUGGCUAUUUUAGAGGCAGAGCAAAAGGUCCAAGAGGAGGAAGGCGCAGAAUCUAGUAGUUUGAGAAAAAGGGGCAACAAGAAAAAAGCACAUUUUACAUCAAAGUAGUUUGAGCUUAAAUAGAAUGCUAUGGUUACAACAUCGAAAUGCAUAUUUGGAACGCUCGGUGCUUCUCGGAGGGUUUUUGGACUUCUAUCCUGGGAGUGCCCUCUUACUCCGUUCGAGUUUUCAAGGUAUGGCUAAUGUAUACCAAAACAAGAAAAGAAGAUUUUACAUACUCAUUACUUUGGAAGAGGAAAAAAUCUUAAUUUUGUGGUGUGACAUAUUAGUGAAACUUACUCCAAUUCCAAAAUAUAAUGUUUUGGAAUUGGAAGUGUAGAAAAACUAAUGUAAAACUUCAGUUCGAUGGAUCUCAUCCAAGUCCAAGGUUCGAUCGAUCGAACAAUUCAUGUCGCUUCCAAAGCGUGGAUUUUUCCGAGUGCAACAUAAUUUCAUUGUUGAAUAA
This is a messenger RNA of Cornus florida, 2498 nucleotides long. RefSeq lists its product as uncharacterized. The record is from RefSeq and is a predicted model, not a curated record. Gene Ontology annotation, molecular function: protein binding. The coding region runs from base 44 to 2101 and encodes 685 amino acids. NCBI's taxonomy places the organism in Eukaryota, Viridiplantae, Streptophyta, Magnoliopsida, Cornales, Cornaceae. The transcript is spliced from 20 exons.